AUGAACGAAAUUGUGCAAUUGGGGACGUUAUCCCGAUCGAAGCUACCGAUCACCACGUACGAUAAGGCGUCAUCGUACUUUGAAGCCCUCGCUGAGCUCCACAUUUCACACCUCAGAAGCCAAAGGAACGAAGCGGAUAUCGAAGAGGACGUCACGACGGAUAUCUUGGCGGAUGAAUUUCGGCGCAAAUUCGUGGCUAGGUUUCUCUUCCGCAAAAUUGCUCGAGAUCAGGAGCAGAAACAGCAAUGGAUAUUACAUGAUGAUGGCCCAUUUCCUGUUUGGUAUGACGACUUUCGACCAGAAAAUGUUCUAGUUGAUGAAGCGGAAAGCAUCGUCGGAGUGGUGGAUUGGGAGUUUACAUAUACCGCCCCAGCCGAAUUUACUCAUGCGCCACCCUGGUGGCUUCUUCUCAAAAAGCCAGAAGAUUGGCUUAAAGGCCUUGAUGAGUGGUCCAUGGAAUAUGAGAAACCGCUUCAGAUCUUUCUUGAGGCAAUGCGGAAAGCCGAAGACGAGGCAAUCCAAAACAAAUGA
Penicillium roqueforti is the source of this 531-nucleotide messenger RNA. RefSeq lists its product as uncharacterized. The coding region runs from base 1 to 531 and encodes 176 amino acids. The record is from RefSeq and is a predicted model, not a curated record. The transcript has a single exon. NCBI's taxonomy places the organism in Eukaryota, Fungi, Ascomycota, Eurotiomycetes, Eurotiales, Aspergillaceae.